AAUGCUAGAAAUAACUAUACAAAGAAUAACGAAAUUCUGGUUACAUCCAAGUAUUAUAUUUAACAAUUCAUCUAUGGGCAAACGGCUACAUGAGAUUAUGUCCCACUUUAAUAAAAUAACGAACGAGAUUAUAAAGAAAAAAAAGGAGUCAAUGAAUGAAGAUAACUUUACCCGAGAAGGAAAAGAUCUACAUGCAAGAAAAAAUACCAAUCCAAUCCUAGACGCCUUAUUUAAGUCAUUUUACGAGACAGGAGAAUAUUCGGAGACAGAUAUUUAUAAUGAAAUAAAUACUAUAGUUAUUGCAGGAAGUGAUACUGCCGCUAAUACACUUACAUAUUUAUUUUUAAUGCUUGCCACGUUUCCGGACAUUCAAAAAAAAGUAUACGAAGAGUUGUACGAUAUGUACGGCUCAAGCGAUCCUGUAGAUGUUCCUUUUACAAUGGAAGAUACUAAGAAAAUGAAAUAUCUGGAACGAGUCAUCAAAGAAACUUUACGUCUUUUUCCUGGUGUUCCAGUUUUUGGGCGAACACUAUGUAGCGAUAUAAAAGGUAUUUUUACAUAUAAUGAAAUAUUUUUUGUUUAUUCUUUUCUUCUGUUGUCCUUACUGUUUUAUGUAGUAAUAAUAUUAUUUUUUCCAAUAUUUUCACUUCACCGAAAAGAUAAAUAUUGGACCGAUCCCUUAAAAUUUAAUCCGGAUCGGUUCUUGCCAGGAAAUUACAAUCCUAAAUGUUUUCUCCCGUUUAGCUUUGGGAAAAGAAGAUGCAUAGGACAAAUAUUUGCAAUGAUCACAAUUAAGGCAAUUGCUGCUACUAUAUUGAGAAAAUUUGCCGUUCGAAUAGACGAUGCAUUAUCAAUUGAAAAUAUUAAUCUAAUAUUCGGCAUAACUUUGAAAUCAGCGGAACCUAUUUUUUUGAGAUUUAACAAGAGAUAA
This is a messenger RNA of Polistes canadensis, 931 nucleotides long. Its product is annotated as cytochrome P450 4C1-like. Gene Ontology annotation, molecular function: oxidoreductase activity, acting on paired donors, with incorporation or reduction of molecular oxygen; iron ion binding; monooxygenase activity. Lineage: Eukaryota; Metazoa; Arthropoda; Insecta; Hymenoptera; Vespidae. The annotation marks the transcript as partial. The transcript has 7 exons. The record is from RefSeq and is a predicted model, not a curated record.